AUGGGCGGUGGCGGCGGCGGCGACGAGCGGGCGGCGGCCCCGGCUCCCCAGGCUCUCCCUCGGCCUUCGCGCGCGCCCGCCCUGGCCCGGCGGGCCUGUCUGCGGCGGAGGAGCGCUCGGGUCCGCGCGACUGCGGCCGCCGAGCCUAGCUCACCCCGCCGCGGCCAUGGCGGGCGGCGCCGCGCAGGCCGCCUCCCCCCUGCGCUUCCCGGUCGGCCCCCGGGUCCCCGGCGGCGGCGCUGGCCUCCGCAAGAGGUUCCGGUUCAAGCGGGGGAGACGCGUGUCCGCGCGGGGCGGAAGGGCUGGCGGGCGGACGUGGGCACGGCCCUCAAGCCCCGCGCAGCGAGGCGCGGUGCUGCCCGCGAGGAUGCUCGGGCGCCCUCCCCCGCCGCAGCCCCCGCCCCGCCCCGUCGCCGCCUCUUCCCUCUGCCCUGGAAGCAGAUCGGCGGCCGAAGAGGGAGGUCCCGUGCCGGCGCGGCCGCGCGCGAAUGUGGGGUCGGGACCUGGGGCCGCGCCUCACGCAGGCAGGCGUGAGGAGCCGCAGUCCACGCCGUUGGAAGCUUAGCGCCUCGGUGUCCUUACCCUCCCGGUCUCCGCGUCCUCCACCUCCCUCGGGCCUAACACUGGGACGAGAGGAAGCUGGCAGUGACUGCUUAGGACUAGCUCUAGACUUGAAGAAGAGAGGGGAGCCUUAUUUCUGUGGGCACCGCCCUUCUGACCAGAUGACCUCCACUAUAGAUAAGGCCUCUCCCUAGUACUUGAAGCCAGACCAUCACAGGGGUCAAGCCCCAGCAUAGCCCAUCUGAGGACGUCCUGAGCCUACCAAUGGAAGAGAGGGACUAUACACCAAAGGAGCCGCAGAAUCCAACUAAUAUAUUCCUGCAGGAGCUGGGAAUAUACAUGGAAUGGAAUCCCCAAGGUGCUAGAUACAGAGCAACUGAACAUCAGGUUGGGACUGGGAUUGUUGCUUCUAUAAAUGCAACAGAGGAGAGAGGGGCAUGAGAGGUGAGGGUGUAAGCCAGGGAGUAAUUAUAAGGAUGGACUGGGGAACCCAGCAGGUACAGAAGAAAACAAGAUGCAGGCAGUGAGGUAAGUAGAUUGGAAGUCCCCCUGGCGUUGAAGGGCCACUGGCAUAAGGCUAAAAGAGUGAGCUGGAAAGAUAGGUGGAGGUGACUGAGAGGGAAACUCAAACUCCUGAGCCUGUCAGAGGACAGGGGUCUGACCAGAAGAGGCAGAGCCUCUAAGGACAGGUUGCAUGGACAGAAAAGCACCUAGCAGGUCACCUGAUAGGAAUCUCACUCUUUCAAGGGGCACAGAAGUUCUGACACUAACCUACAGUCACCAUAGAGUCUGGGAAGCCCUGUGGCAUUAAACCUUUAACCCAUCCCUGGAACACUGCCUGUGGAUUUCCUUGACACUGACUUGGGGACUUGGAGCAAGAAUGAUUUGUCUUCAACUUUCUACUGCAUGACAGACCCACAGUUGCUAGACCCUUCAACUACCUUAAGGAAUUUGAGAAUUAAAUGAGCUGAUAGGUAUACAGUGCUCAAAAUAAUGACUGGCAUAUAACUAACUCUCAGUAGGUAUUAACCAUCACUAUCUAGAGAACAAAUAAAAUAGCAACAAUACACACACACACACACACACACACACACACACACACACACACAGAAAGAGAGAGAGAGAGAGAGAGAGGAUGAGAAUAAGCAAAUCUAUAGAGGCAGAAAGUAGAUAACAGUUGGGGAUUGGAGAGAGCAAUGAGGAUUGAGUGAUAAUUGGUACAACAUUUUUGUGUGUGUUGGGGGGUUGAGUAUAAAAAUUAAAGUAAAAUUAGAUUGUGGUGAUGAUUGCACAAAUUACUUUAAAAACCCCAUAGAAUCAUACACUUUAAAAGGAUGAAUUUUAUGGUAUGUGAAUUAUAUCUCAAGAACUGUUUUUUUAAAGAAGCAAUAAUGAAAGUUAUCCCAGAUAAAGCUCUCAGAUUGUUGCUAUUGAGAAUGAUGCUUAUCUUCAUUACUCUUCAAGGGAAUUUUUCUAUAUUAACUUUGUAAUAUCCUGUGGCUCAUUUUUACCAUGCCAGUGAUAGUACCACACAUAUGAGAAUCCCGAGAAAUAUGAAAUCACAGUAUAAAUGAUUGUACAUGCCAGGUGGCUAGGAAGUGUUUGUUUGAAUGCAUUUUAAUUCGUGUAAUUGCAUUUCUUGGAGGGAGCAUUUUCUUCAGUGUCUCAUUCUGUGUUGGCUUUUUUACUAGCCUGUUAUCUACUCACAUAGAGCAAGAAAACCAUGCACUCCUAGGGGAUAGGAAUAAUGCUAAUUUUAUUCAUUUGGCAAUACCAGGGGAAAAGAUAAACUGAUACAGAAAAAAAUAGCUGAUACUUUUCUUAGAAAAGAUAUUUUCAUAGAAAUAUCUGCUUGUUUAAUGCCUUUGUCCUGGUUUAGGCUUUAAUGCUUGACUGAAGGUACCCUCAGGCACUUCUCAUUCAUUCAUUCAACAACUAUUCAUUGAACUCCUUCUGUUUACAAGAAAUAGAAUACUGCUGUAAUGUGAGUAGAGAAUUAUCUUAUGAAAAAAUAAAUUAAUUUAACUUUUUAUAGCUUCUACUUCAAAGCUUCCUAGUGUGUACAUACACAAUGGAGGAGGCCAAAUCUAAACGUAAUUCCAGAAGAAGCAUAAGGGAAUUGAGCAGGUGCCUGGUGGUGGUGGUGGCCAUCGUACAACUCACCCUUGCAGUGACCUCUCAGCAGCCCACCCAGGACUGGCCUUCUCCUUGUGGUUCUCAAACUCGCUGCACAUGAGGACUGCCUGUAGGGCUUGGUUAAAUACAGAUUGCUGUCUUUUCCCUAGAAUUUGAUUCAAGAACUCUAGAAUGGGGCCUAAAAAUGUUCAUGUCUAACAAGUUUCCAUGAGAUGUUGACACCACUCUUAGAAACGCUCCCCUAGCCGGCACCAUGAGACAGGAGACAUCUUUAGGACCACUGUCUUUCUUCAGCUUCCUUCUUACUUUUUGGUAUGUAUGGGAACUUAUUACUAAAAAGAGCCCCCUACCUUGGACCAAACCCCGUAUUCUGAUAAUUUCCUUCUUUUCCCCUCAAUACACCCAACUUCUGGGUCCUUUCUAUUCAAGGCCCUGCUUUUUGUAGGGAACAGCCAGCCAAUCUAAUAAAAGAAUCAAAGGAAUGCUUAGUUGUUGCCAAGGCAUUCAUGGGUGACCUUAUGCUAUAAAACUGCUUCCACUUGAUAUUCAGCUUGAAUUUUCUCAGCCUUCCUUCAGGCCAAAUCUGUUGUUCUAUGUAUGACAGCUUUGGCAGUAAUGUCUACACUAAUACUCCAUUUUAAUAGUUUGUUAUCAGUUAGAGAAGGCAUAGCUUCAUUAAUAAUUUAUUAAAUUAUUAAAACAAGAGAAAUCUAUCAGUCUCAUAUUCUCAGCAUGGGAAUCAGGCAGUAUCUUUUAAAUGUCUGGCACAUAAAUUCUCCUAAGAUGCUUUAGGAACGGGCUCAUAAGUAGGUCUUACAGCAGAAAUCAGGAUUUGAGCAACGCUUUAAAAUUCUUUGUUGAUACCCAUGCAGGUGGCCUCUGACAAGUUGCUUGACUCCCCCUUAGGAACCAGAGAAGUGCCUUAAGCCAGAAUCCAUGCAGUAGAAUGAAAGACAAAUACUGGGAACCAUAAGGCUAACCACCAAAUCAUGAGUAGAGACUGGAUUUUAUCUUACUUUACUUUAUUUUAAUGUUUAUUUAUUUUUGAGAGAAGGCAUGAGCAGGGGAAGGGUAGAGAGAUGGGGACAGAAGAUCUGAA
Leopardus geoffroyi (Geoffroy's cat) is the source of this 3796-nucleotide messenger RNA. RefSeq names its product synapsin-1-like. Lineage: Eukaryota; Metazoa; Chordata; Mammalia; Carnivora; Felidae. Bases 1 to 534 code for a protein of 177 amino acids. The transcript is spliced from 5 exons. The record is from RefSeq and is a predicted model, not a curated record.